AUGUCGACGCAAGAUUCAAUCCCCGCUCUCACCGCUGACGACCAUCUCAUUCUGGUCGACGGCUCCACUUUCAUCUUCCGUGCCUACCAUGCGCUGCCGCCGUUGACGCGCAAGCCCGACGGACUGCCGGUCGGCGCGGUUUCCGGUUUCUGCAACAUGCUCUGGAAGUUGCUGCAGGAAGGCCUGACGCCGGAAGAAGGGGAUGAGCCGACCCACUUCGCGGUGAUUUUCGAUCAUUCCUCCAAAACGUUCCGGAACACAAUCUAUCCGGAAUACAAGGCGAACCGUCCGGAUCCGCCCGAGGAUCUGGUGCCGCAAUUCGGACUGAUCCGUGAGGCGACCCGUGCCUUUUCGGUCCCCUGUGUCGAGCAGGAAGGGUUCGAGGCCGAUGACCUGAUCGCAACCUAUGCCCGCCAGGCGGCGGAACAGGGUGCGAAAGUGACGAUCGUUUCGGGCGACAAGGACCUGAUGCAGCUGAUCGGUCCGAAAGUCGGGAUGAUCGACACGAUGAAGAACAAGGUCUUCGGCGAACCGGAAGUUUUUGAGAAAUUCGGCGUCGGUCCGGACAAGGUCAUCGAAGUGCAGUCGCUCGCCGGCGACAGCGUUGACAAUGUCCCCGGCGUUCCGGGUAUCGGCCUGAAGACGGCGGCCCUCCUGAUCAACGAGUUCGGGGAUCUUGAAUCGCUGCUUGCCCAGGCGGAAACCAUCAAGCAGAACAAGCGCCGGGAAAACCUGAUCGAAUUCGCUGAUCAGGCGCGCGUUUCAAGGGAACUUGUGACGUUGAAGCAGGACGUUCCGGUCGAGGUUCCCGUCGCAAGCCUGACGGUGACAGAUGUCGACGGUGCGAAGGCGGUCGGAUUUCUGAAGGCCAUGGGUUUUAGCACGCUCACCAAGCGUGUCGCUGAAGAGACCGGCGCCGAAGUUGACGCCGUUGAACCAGCCGAUUUCCAGGUGCCGGGUUGGGAUGUGCCCGAUCACAAGGGCCGCAUGGCCGAGCGCACGGAAGCCGCGUCCGGUGCGGCCGCGGCUGCCGGUGAGGGCGCCGGCACCGAAGGCAUGAUGGUACCGCAGACCGUCGCCGAGGCACGCGCUGAAACCAUCAGGGCGAUUGCGGUUGACUCAAGCGCCUAUGAAACCGUCACAAGCGUCGAGCGGUUGCAGGAAUGGUGCGACGCUGCCAUCGAAAAGGGCUAUGUCGCCUUCGACACCGAAACCACGUCGCUUGAUGCCAUGCAGGCCGAUCUCGUCGGGCUGUCGCUGUCGACCGAACCGGGACAGGCCUGCUAUGUGCCACUCGCCCAUGUCGAUGGUGAAGGCGACCUUCUGGGUGGCGGCGGUUUGCUUCCCGAUCAGAUUCCGCUCAAGGAUGCCAUGGAAGUCCUGAAGCCGAUGCUGGAAGACCGCUCGGUUCUGAAAAUCGCGCAGAACCUCAAAUACGACUGGCUGGUGAUGACCCGCUACGGCAUCGAUAUCGCCCCUUAUGACGAUACGAUGCUGCUGUCCUACACGGUCGACGCGGGCAAGGGCGGCAACGGCAUGGACGAGCUUUCCGAACGCUGGCUCGGCCACAAACCGAUCCCCUUCAAGGAAGUCUGCGGUUCCGGUAAAUCGAUGAUCACUUUCGACAAGGUGGCGAUCGACAGGGCGACGGCCUAUGCCGCCGAGGAUGCGGAUGUCACCCUGCGGCUGUGGCAGAUCCUGAAGCCACGUCUUGCCAGCGACCAUAUGGCAACCGUCUACGAAACCCUGGAACGGCCGAUGGUGCCGGUUCUGGCGCGCAUGGAAAAGCGCGGCAUUUCCGUUGACAGGCAGAUGCUGUCGCGGCUUUCCGGUGAUUUUGCCCAAGGCAUGGCCGGACUGGAAUCUGAGAUCUACGAACUGGCGGGUGAAACCUUCAAUAUCGGAUCACCCAAGCAGCUGGGUGAAAUUCUGUUCGGCAAGAUGGGCAUUCCCGGCGGCAAGAAAACCAAGACCGGCGCCUGGUCAACAUCGGCCCAGGUGCUGGAGGACCUGGCCGCGGAAGGUCAUGAACUGCCGUCGAAAAUCGUCGCAUGGCGUCAACUUUCCAAGCUGAAGUCGACCUAUUCCGAUGCGCUUCCCGGCUACAUCAAUCCCGAAACAGGCAGGGUUCAUACCUCUUAUGCGCUCGCCGCGACGACGACGGGCCGCCUGUCCUCCUCCGAGCCGAACCUGCAGAACAUUCCGGUCAGGACGGAAGCGGGCCGCAAGAUUCGCCAGGCCUUCAUCGCGGAAAAGGGUCACAAGCUCGUCAGCGCCGAUUACAGCCAGAUCGAGCUGCGCGUGCUCGCUCACAUGGCCGAUAUUCCGCAGCUGAAGAAAGCAUUCGAGGAUGGGCUCGACAUUCAUGCCAUGACGGCAAGCGAAAUGUUCGGAACGCCGAUCGAGGGCAUGGACCCCAUGGUCCGCCGUCAGGCCAAGGCGAUCAAUUUCGGCAUUAUCUACGGCAUUUCCGCGUUCGGGCUUGCCAAUCAGCUCGGCAUCUCGCGCGGAGAGGCCGGCGAUUACAUCAAGACCUAUUUCGAACGCUUCCCGGGCAUCAAGGACUAUAUGGAGACCAUCAAGAAACAGGUUCAUGCGGAUGGCUUCGUCACCACGAUAUUCGGACGCAAGGCCCAUUACCCCGAGGUGAAUACAAAGAACCCCAACCAUCGUGCGUUCUAUGAACGGGCAGCGAUCAACGCUCCGAUCCAGGGCUCCGCCGCCGACAUACUCCGUCGCGCCAUGGUGCGCAUGGAGGAGCGGCUCUCGGACGCGAAGCUGGACGCGCAGAUGCUGUUGCAGGUUCACGACGAACUUAUCUUCGAAGUGCCGGAUGCCCAGGUCGACGCAACAUUGCCCGUCAUCCGGGACGUCAUGGAGAACGCCUGCGACCCGGCCCUGAAACUGACGGUCCCGCUGCAGGUCGACGCCCGCGCCGCCGGCAACUGGGACGAGGCGCAUUAGGUCAGUUCCCGCGCGAGAUCUGGUCAGUUCCUGCAGGCAAUUGAGUCGAGCAGUCCCGCCGACAGGUUUGCCACAAUCUCGGGCUUGCCGAGAUGGGCGGUGCUUUUCAUUGAAAGCAGGACGUCGCUCAUGCUGUCGGUCAGCUCCGCGCGCUCGAUCGGGGAAAGGUCGGUCGACGAAAAGGUGUCCCGGCCUGAUCUCAGGCUGACACCAAGCGGCCG
Messenger RNA from Effrenium voratum, 3185 nucleotides. The record is from the annotation of a GenBank genome assembly. NCBI's taxonomy places the organism in Eukaryota, Dinophyceae, Suessiales, Symbiodiniaceae.